Molecule: messenger RNA, 1777 nt
Organism: Daphnia pulicaria
Lineage: Eukaryota; Metazoa; Arthropoda; Branchiopoda; Diplostraca; Daphniidae
Product: lysosomal acid phosphatase-like
Exons: 8
Coding region: 267-1409 (380 amino acids)
Biological process (GO): dephosphorylation
Molecular function (GO): phosphatase activity
Source: RefSeq, a predicted model, not a curated record
GGCACAUCAAUUCACUUUAUCAAGCGUCGUGGGCUGAGUAAGUAUCGAGUCGACCAGGUCCACUGCAACUCCUUCAACUUCCUUUGACUUGUUCACUACCGAUUUUACCUCGAAAUAUUCCUAUUUUCGCUACUUUGUCGUAAAUUGACAACAUGGACUGGUCCACGUUGGCACUGAGUCUCGCCCUGUUUCUAUGUGUAUCAGGGGAAAGUGGGGAAACAGAGUCUUAAGGAAAAGCAAACCACAUCACCCUCAGACUUGUGCACAUGUUGUAUUGUAAUGGUGACAGGACUCCAGUGCGACCAUAUCCCUUGGACCCCUACCUCAACCCAACUCAUUGGCCUGUAUCGUGGGGCCAGCUGACCAAAGAAGGCAAAGAGAGGCAUUUUAAACUGGGACAGUUGAACCGGGAACGCUAUGGAGAUUUCCUCUCUGAAACUUACAACCCAGAUGAAAUUUACGUCAGAUCCACUGAUGUUGACAGGGUCUUGAUGAGUGCAGAAUGUCAUCUGGCAGGACUCUUCCAGCCCAAUGACAAUCAGACUUGGCACCCACAUCUAGCCUGGCAUCAGCCCAUUCCAGUUCACACUAUUGCAAAAGAGCAGGAUCUGCUGCUGGUAUUGGAAUCGGAGUGCCCUCGUUAUGACGAGCUCGUCGCCCAGCUCAACUCGUCACCAGACGUUCGCAAACGCUUGGACAGCAACAAGGAAAUGCUGGAUUAUUUGGCUGUCAAGAGUGGCCUGAAUAUGACGGAGAUUGAUGACUUCGAAUACCUUUACGACACGCUCUUCAUUGAAGAUCGUUUCAACAAGACGCUGCCCGAAUGGACUAAAAAGUACUUUCCCAGGCCUAUGAAAGAAUUUUCCGACUUUAGUUUCAAGAUGAAAGCUUACAACUUGGAAAUGCAGCGUCUUCGCGGAGGCCCAUUGGUGAAGGAAUUGGUUGAACAUCUGGGCGCUUACGCCCAGUCGAAGCUGACCCCAACCAAUAGGAAGCUUUUCAUGUAUUCGGCUGAUGACGUCACUGUGGCCACUUUUCUUUCUGCCCUCAACAUCUUUAACGGCAUCCAGCCACCGUACGCGUCCAUGGUCCUGGUGGAGCUGCACGAACUCAAACCCAACGACUUUUCCGUGAAGAUUUUGUACAAGAACGUUUCGGAUGAUGGGCGGAAUCCCCAGGUUCUUUCGCUGCCUGGCUGCACGCGAUUCUGUCCCCUUGACAAGUUUUUCCAGCUCGUCCAAAAUGUGACGAGCGACGACAUCAAAGUCGAGUGCAAAUUGGUGAAGCCUGAUGCCUCCUCCACGCUAGCCAUUAGCCUGUUGGUUUCAUUUAGCUGCCUGUUGCUGGUCGCCUUGUUGGUGAUUGUCGCCCUGUUUUGUAUAUUUUUAACAAAAAUCAUGCCACGUUGAAUGGCAUUUAUUAAAUUACUCACUCGUCUGGAGGCUGACACGAGUGCGGCAGUUGCCCUAAUUCUACGAAGCUAUGCAGUUCACUUUAACGGAGAUAUUUGGGUCAUCAGUUCUGGUGACCAAUGGAAUGGUAGACAGUAGCCCUUUUUUCUUUCUUUCGAAAUUGAAUUAUACAAUACUUUAAAUAUAAACAAAAAAAAGGUUUAGUCUAAUUACUUAAUACAUUUUAGAUACCAUUCACGUAAAGGUUUAAAGUUUAAAAGAAAAAAUCUGUAAUUCCCGAACACUUGUCGAAACGAUAGCGUACCUUAUGACCCAUGCAAUAUGUAUGCAAACGCGCCCAAUGAAAUAAAUUCUUUUUUGAGUCA